UUUCAUUAUGUUUUAUGGUGUCUGCACACUGUACACGGCCACGGCGCAUUUUUAAAAUGGCAAAUUCUGCUCUUCGCCUGAUCUUCCAGCGCUCGUCUCUGCUAAUUUUCUCUGGGAGCUCUACAAAUAGCUUAAUCCCGUCAAGAAGCCGAGAGACUUAUGUGUCUUUGAAGAGACAGUUGUCUUCAUUUUUGAAUUCAAACUCUCUCGUAGAAGCAUCGUGUCACAGGAGUAUUUCAAGUACUACGUCAUUGGUUUUGGGGAAGGUCAUUCAAGGUGACAUAGGACGACCAACGUCUUGUGAUAAAGACCUCGGAUUUCGUUCAUACAGUUCUUUUGAACACGGCUACUCACAGAAUUUAGGAACUGACAAAGCAGAGAAAGGCAGUGAAAUGGCAGACAUUGAGGCAAGUGGUGCAACUGUUCCAAACGAUACUUGGACUGUUGAAUCUCUGGAACUACAUAAAAAACUUACAAGUGACUUAAUAGAACACGGAAAUGGUGACUGGAGUAAACACAAGAAUUUAUUAUACAAUGGUGAAAGGAGACUCUUCACAAAAGCAAUGGUCACGGAAUAUCCGGGUAAAUUUUUUGAGUAUGAAUUUUUCUUCAGCAAAAAGGAAAAGAGACUUAAAGGAGUGAUUCAGUUUGGACCAUACACUCAGGGACCUCCAGGAUGUGUCCAUGGAGGUGCAAGUGCUUCAAUGAUGGACGCCGCCAUUGGUGUCCUUGUGAACAGGACUUCCUCUUUCUGUGAACAUGUUAGCAAAGCGAGCGAGGCAGAGUUUACUUGCUACACAUCAGUCGUAUGCAUUGUGGAAAAUUGUAGCAAACGAAAGAGGUUUGCGGCAAGGUCUGAAAGAAUAGCCUUGCGGAAAAUUGUACGGAUGACAUUCGGCGGAAUCGAGAGUUCUCAUGCUUUCGCGGCUGCCGUCAUUGAUCAUCAUCAAAUCAUCGACAGAAUCGAUCAAGUUCUGAGGCUCGCUGACUGUAGUGAAAAAGGACAAGAUCAAAUUGUAAGGUAA
Molecule: messenger RNA, 1025 nt
Organism: Orbicella faveolata
Lineage: Eukaryota; Metazoa; Cnidaria; Anthozoa; Scleractinia; Merulinidae
Product: acyl-coenzyme A thioesterase THEM4-like
Source: RefSeq, a predicted model, not a curated record